Molecule: messenger RNA, 804 nt
Organism: Beta vulgaris subsp. vulgaris (sugar beet)
Lineage: Eukaryota; Viridiplantae; Streptophyta; Magnoliopsida; Caryophyllales; Amaranthaceae
Exons: 1
Coding region: 1-804 (267 amino acids)
Source: RefSeq, a predicted model, not a curated record
AUGGCCGAAACUCCGGAAAAAGUUGCAGCACGACUUAGGAAUCUGGAGCAACUAGCUCAAAGCUUUGGUUUAAUUCUUCAAAACCAGCUCAACAACCACCACCAUGGAGACGAUCCGCAAGCUGCCAUGGCGAAAAAGAUUUCCGCUUUGAAACCACUAACCUUUGUUGGUAGAGAAGACCCAUUACUUCUCGAAAAUUGGAUAAGAGACUUCGAAAAGAUUUUCACGACCACAGGUACGCCUGAGGCCCAGAAAGUAGACCAAGCGACCUUUUAUUUACAUGAGGACGCUGAUACUUGGUGGGAAAGUGUAGGACCAAUUGUUAAAGCUCAAGAGAACUUUAACUGGGAAACUUUUAAGGUAGCAAUUAAUGCUCGAUUCUUCCCCGAGCACAUUCGUAGGAAGAAAUACAAUGAGUUUAGUAGGUUCAACCAGAGCUAUAACAUGAGUGUGCAAGAGUACGCUCAUAAAUUUAAUGAGUAUGUCCGCUUUUAUCCAACUGUAGUUCCAGAUGAGGGAACUAAGUCUCAAAAGUUUGAAGACGGACUUAAGUUUGAUCUUCAGACUCUAAUGGGAGGUAGUACCUCAACUACUUUCGCAGAGGCGUAUGCUAAGGCCUCAAACUUAGAGAGAAUUCUACAGCGUGAGAAAGAAGUGCUAAGUAGACAUAAAAGGAAGGUACCUACUAGCAACAACAACCAAGGGUACAAUAAGAGUCCCAACAACAACAACAAUGGUGGACGCUACAACAACCGCAACAAUCAGAAUUCUGGGCAACAUACCCAACAAGGAAAUAGGAUCUAA